Molecule: messenger RNA, 983 nt
Organism: Saprolegnia diclina VS20
Lineage: Eukaryota; Oomycota; Saprolegniomycetes; Saprolegniales; Saprolegniaceae
Exons: 1
Coding region: 1-894 (297 amino acids)
Source: RefSeq, a predicted model, not a curated record
AUGCAGGCAAAUCCCGCCGAAGUCCGUCAAGAUCUGGCAAAUGUGCUCUCGCUCAGCGUCCAGUACAUCACAAUGGUGUUCUUGAUCCUCGCCAGCUUUACUGCGCUCUAUGCCAUCAACAGCCGGGGUCGUAUCGAGGGGCUGAACCUGUUCGAGAUGAACCGAACAUUUGGACUUGUCUGGGUCGGGCGGCCGUUCCUACUGAUUCGGUCGCUCUCGGCCAUGAUCAUUUUGCACACCAACGUGCUCAAUAUUUCUCAAAUUGGGGCGUAUACCGUGUUUACGUCGCCGACUAUUUUGUGGUACAACUUGGUGCUGGCCGCGGGCGAGCUCAACUGGCUCAUUUUCGUCCUCAACGACAGCUUUAGCUUUAUCUCGCAAGAGUUUACUUCGACGUAUGCGCUCCUGAGCUCGCUCUCGACGUGGUUCAUCAUGAUUGUCUGGACCGCGCUCGAGCCCUGCGAGCACGUGGCCUACACGGACCGCCACUGCACCGCGAUCGACAUGGACUUUGGCUUGCACUGCCACAGUGCGUUUGUUGAAGUGGGCUUUGUCCACCGCAUUGGCCUCUCCGUUCUCAUUUGCGUGCUUGCAAUCGUCCUGUGCUUUUUGCUUGAAAAAUAUGUGCUCAAGAGCGGCUUGUCGAUGGACGUGCCGUCGCUGCUGCUCUCGGCGCCGGCCAAAUACAUGCUCGUUCUCGACGACUGGUCGCACAAAGGCGUGCUCUUUGUCGACAAACCGUCGGCGCUCAUGGCCGGCAUCAUCUCGAUCGAGCACGCCGGGGGGCUCUACCUCUUUGAUAUCAAAAAAUGGCGCAUGUACGUCCUGCACCGCGCGCCCCUCGACCGUGAGACGCCCAGCCGCUUCUUCCACGCGAUUCCGAUGCUUGAAUAGAGCACGGGAAACGGUCGCCGCGUUAGUUUGUACAUUAUGUACCAUUUGUAGGCAUACUGAAGUGAUUUAUUAUACACACUAUUCUUGUA